UUUAAAAUUAGAGAAACAAGGAAAAGAAUAUAAAAAAAAGAAAUGUUUGACCUUUAAACUAUAGUUGAUGCAUAUAAAGCUUAAUAAAUCUAAAUUCCAUACAGAAAAAUCCUUUUUAUAAUAAAAAUGAAUAAUUAAAAAUAAAUAGCUGAGAGAGUGAUUUCUAAAAUAAAUUUAGAUUGAAAGGGAAACUGUAUAGAAACUUGCCUGAAAAGUAGAAUAAAAUAAUUAAGCAAAUAUAUUUAAUUUACUUAAAUAGUAAACGAAAAAUUGUAAUUAAAUUGAUGUAUUAAUAAAUUUUAGGAAGUAGUAGAAAUGAAAAAAGAAGUAGAGGUUAUUAAUCAGAUAUUAGAAGAAGAAAUAAAUAAAAGAAAAUGAG
Molecule: messenger RNA, 379 nt
Organism: Paramecium sonneborni
Lineage: Eukaryota; Ciliophora; Oligohymenophorea; Peniculida; Parameciidae
Source: the annotation of a GenBank genome assembly